Exophiala spinifera is the source of this 1434-nucleotide messenger RNA. RefSeq lists its product as uncharacterized. The transcript has a single exon. Gene Ontology annotation, molecular function: oxidoreductase activity, acting on paired donors, with incorporation or reduction of molecular oxygen; heme binding; monooxygenase activity. The record is from RefSeq and is a predicted model, not a curated record. Bases 1 to 1434 code for a protein of 477 amino acids. Lineage: Eukaryota; Fungi; Ascomycota; Eurotiomycetes; Chaetothyriales; Herpotrichiellaceae.
AUGAUUUCAUUCUUUGUCCUGCUCCCCGUAGUGGGUGCCCUGGCACUCAUUGCAUCCAUUUUCUACAAGUCACUAGCCCUGAAGGACGUUCCAGGCCCGUUCAUCACAAGAUUCACAAAGAUCCCUCUUCUCUACCAGACAAUCACUCUGAACAGGACUCGCUACAUCCAUGAUCUGCAUCAGAAAUAUGGUCCUCUGGUGCGAUUGGCUCCCGACGAGAUCUCACUCAACCAUCCACCGUCCGUCGGUCCCGUCUACAACUACGAGAAGACGCACUUCUAUAAUGCGUUCGAGGCAUACGGGGCGAAGAACAUGUUCAGUACGCCAGACCGUGCAAAUCACAGCUUUAGGAGAAAGCAUCUUGGCGGCGAAUAUACCAAGGCGUACAUGAUUCGACCCGAGAAUUUGACCGUCAUCUACGACCGGGUCAGGCAGAUGAUCAACAACAUCUCUGAGAACAGCACUAUCGACGUGUUCUAUCUGUUCAACUACUUGGCACAAGACGUCAUCUCCGGGUUCUUCUUCGGCAACCAGAACGGAAGCCAGCUGCUCCAGGGCAAGGACACCGAAGUGUUCGACGCGUGGCACAUGCGAAGACACACCUUCCACUGGUUUGCCGAGCUCCCCAACGUCACGAAGCUGCUGUACUCGUCGGGCAUUGCGUACUUGAUCCCAAGCUGGAAGGAUGCCGAGACAGGGGAGCGUAUCAUCAACAACAUGACCAACAAAUGGAUGGACAAGUGUGAUCCGGAAAAGGCGCAUCUCCUGACGAAACUGUUCAAGACGGGAAUGUCGCGCGAGCAGAUCUCCGCCGAAGUCAUGGACCACAUGGGCGCCGGGCACGAGACGACAGGCACAACACUCACGUUCAUGAUUGACCACCUCUGCAAAAACCCCGAUCAGCAGCGAAAACUGCAGGAAGAACUCAAGACCGUCGACCUCGACGACUUCGCCGCCGUUGACAAGCUGCCGUAUCUGCACGGUGUCGUCCUGGAGACUCUGCGCCUGUACUCGUCCAUCCCGGCCUCGGAGCCGCGCGUCGUUCCCGAUGGCGGCGUCACGCUCCUGGAUAAAUUCAUCCCUGCAUCCACCGUCAUCUCCGCGCAACCGUACAGUAUGCACCGACAGGAAGAGUAUUUUGAACGGUGUCUGGAAUUCAUCCCUGAGCGCUGGGUCGAGCCGACGGCGAAAGCGAAGACGGCUUGGAUGGCCUUCGGCAAAGGCACAAGAGGCUGUAUCGGCCAGAACAUCGCCAUGGUCACAAUCAAGGUCGCCGUCAGCCAUUUGUACAAGACAUUUGAGUCGAGGAAGCCGGCCGUGCUGCCUGAGAGGGAGAACAUGGACUUCAAGGAUUAUUACAUGAUCACCCCCGUGGCGGACACCUGUUCGGUCGUCUUCAAGAAGGUGGAUGGCGGCGAGAAGAUCUUUGAGUGA